AUGAUCAUUGACAAUGUGCCAAGAUCUACUAAAAAGGGUGGGGAUAUUCCAGCUGCUACAGAAGAAGAUGUUAACGUUUUUGUGGAUGCUGCUCACAAAGCUCUGCAAAUUUCUUCACGAGAAAGCAUUUUCAACCAUGGAAGUUGCCACACACGAACUGAUACAUCCAACAGUAGAUGUUUUGUUGUCAAUGCUUGCAAUAAGAAACCUGAUCAAAACAUUCAUCUUGAAUCUAAGGUUUUGCUUGAGCGGAUUGAAAUGACAUGUGAUCCAACCUAUCUUGUUAAUUUUGUGGAGUUAUAUACUGUGCUGGCUUCCUUUCAAUUUCAUGAAGGAAGGGUCCUAAACUCGCUUAAUGGGAUAAAAGACAUGAAGUCACGUCUAACAUCGAAAGCCAAAUACAUGUUGUCAGGUUGGAAGAGAAUGAUGUGGGAUAUUAGUUUAAUAAACAUCAAGAUAAUUAUUCCCUGGGAGAAUGGGAAGUCAGAGAUACAUAAAUUGGUACUUGGAUUAACAGCUGUCACCUUUUCAUCCAAUCAUGAUGUUAGCUGUUUUGCACCAGAUAUCAACGUACCUUCUCAAUUCAUGAGGAAUUUAAUAGAUGACAAUUCUUCAAGUGAGCUUCUAGAAGGAACUCAGAUUCAAGAUCUGUAUGAUCUCUUGGAAAUUAAACUAGUCGACUUCCAGAUAAACUUGAUUGUGCCAUUCUAUCCUACUUAUUAUUUUCCUAUUCUGGAAAACCUCAAUGCUUCUUCUACUUUAGCAUUGUGCAUUGUUCAGGAUGAAUCAUUACUGAAAGCAAUUGAGUGGAGCUCCAAUGGUCAUCUACUAGAGAUUCUUAUGGGAAGCUUGUUGUUUCAUGGUAUCAUAACUGCAAAUGUGAUGGAAGGAUCGGUUGAUAGUAAGCUUCAAGUGAACUACAAUAACAUUCAUAAGGUAUUAUGGGAGCCUUUCCUUGAACCCUGGAACUUCCAAGUAAGCUUAAGAAGAGAGCAAGGAAAAAGUUCCCUUCAAAACAACCCAGUCAUGACAAAUGUUCAUCUCAAGUCAACAAUGAAUCUCAAUAUCAAUGUUACAGAAUCCUUGAUUGAGGUCAUACUCACAAAUGCAACAACAAUGCCAUUUGAAGUCAGAUUCGAUAUACCAUUUGGUGUAUCUCGCAAGAUUAUGGACCCUGUAUAUCCAGGACACGAGUUUCCUCUUCCUCUACAUUUAGCAGAAUCAGGUCGGAUAAGAUGGCGUCCAUUAGGGAACACUUACCUAUGGAUUGAAGCUUAUAUCAUUUCCAAUAUUCUUUCCAAUGAAAGGUCUAGAAAUGGGAUUAUUACUAAUAACAAUAGAUAA
Messenger RNA from Lactuca saligna, 1344 nucleotides. The record is from the annotation of a GenBank genome assembly. Lineage: Eukaryota; Viridiplantae; Streptophyta; Magnoliopsida; Asterales; Asteraceae.